Messenger RNA from Paramecium primaurelia, 727 nucleotides. The record is from the annotation of a GenBank genome assembly. Lineage: Eukaryota; Ciliophora; Oligohymenophorea; Peniculida; Parameciidae.
AUGUAAGACAAUGUAUUAGACUUCAUAAUUACUGUAUCUCAAUCAUAAAAGAGUGAAUAAACAGUUUAUUAUCAACUUAAGUAAAAAUAAUUCUCUAUUUAUAUAAGCUUUUUCAAUCAAAAAAAUCAACUAAUCUUCUAUAAUCAAUAAAGAUAUUCAGAACUUAAAAAGUUUCAUGAAGCACUUGAGACACUCAAAAUUACAUUACCUAUAUUUCCUGGUACUCAUUGGUGGAAAUCAGUCAAUUCAGAUCCAGAUUUGAUUGAAGAACGUAAGCAAUUGCUUGAUCAAUAUUUCAGAAGUCUCACUAGUUCUAAAAUUGUUAGAGAUUCUUUAAUUUUUAAGAACUUCAUCUUAUCUGCCUAAAAAGAAGCAGAAAAGAGAGUACUUAAAGUAAUAUACUUUUUAUUCAUAUUAAUAGGAGUAAAAAGAAAAGACUAAGAAAGCUGAAGGUUUUGCUAACUAAAAUAAAAGAAAAGUUAAAACUACUAAAUAUUAAACACCUGCCACUAAUCCAGUCAAUCUACCUCCAACUCCUGGAGAAUUGAAAGAAAGAUCAUAAUCUUUAGAACAUAAACCAUCAAGUAGUAAAAUUGAAAAAGAAAAUAGUAAAGGAAGUAAAUUUCAAUCACCAGUAACUAAUAAUUAUUAUAUAUAAAUUAGAUUCUGAAUUUUGGAGGAUCAAAAAUCUUUAGAGGCAUCUUAUCAAACACUGCUAAACAAUGAC